AUGGCUGGACGAGAAGCGCAGCGACUGCGAGACGCUGAGACGGCGCUUGGGAGACAUCUGGCGCGUCUCGCCGCAUUCGUCCAUCUGGACCAACUACCUCAGGAACUUGAGUUGUUAUUCGAGCCUGCCAGCCGGUAUUCGCUGAAGCUCGAUACCGCACCCACAGAGUGCUGCAUCACAACCAAUGCGCUGCCGGCGCCGGCGCCCGCUGACGAUAUGGAAGUGAUCGAAAGCCAGCACAGCCUGCUGAAUGCUAGUUUCAUGGCGGUGCACUUUGGACCCAAGCUGACGAAGGCAGUGGAGGGACUGGUGGCGUACACGGCCCACGCAUACGCUUUAACGGGCCAGGUGUACGCCAGCGCCUUCAGCCGGGCGCGCGAUUGGUCCGACCCAACGCAAAACCUGUUCCAACAGUUCGCCAACGUCGAGGGAAUUGGGUGGACAGAAAUAGUGGGAGGGUGCAUGAGCAACGCCGCCAGCUUCAAGUACGGCAUCCUAGGAGGAAGGCGUGUCGACCAGUCCCCCGAGCUGGUGUCGGCCUUCCUGAGCGACUUCCACGACGACGAAAGCUUCGAGGCCGCCAUCCGCGCCGCCGUGGCAAAGGGCCGCGCCGAGGGCAAGCGCAAUUUCCAGGUGCUCGUGCUCUCCAUCCGACAUCUUGUGUACGGCGACAUGACGCCCGAAGCAGUGGUGCACUCGAAGCGUUAUGCCAUGUGGACCCAACCCGCCGACGACCGGGCCUCGUACCUCAAGAACGAAGACCCGCGGCUCCAAGAGCUUGAGGACGUGAUCAAUCAUGGUGGAGCCGACGACGGCGAGUGGGUCGCCCCCAAUAGGCGCGUGAAGAACCUCGCGAAUCCAGCAGAUGCCGAGGAAUUGGACACUCUCCCCAAUCGAGACCUGAGUUGUUUCAAAACAAAGCAUUUCUGUUGUCGCUACCACGAUGACGACACCCUCUGGCGGCAGCCUUUCGAGGACAAAGGAACCAACUGGUUCUUGUUCGAACAGGUGCUCAAAUCGCCGCUCGGGCAACGUAUCAUCUCACACCCGUGCAGCCUCGCCGCGCUGUGGGCGAUUGUCUUCCUCGUCCCCAUGGGCAUAGGGGGCUGCGAAAGUUCGCGGUCCAGACACGUAAGGGGCUUCAACGGCGCGGGUCGUGCCGUGCUCCCGCGGCAGCGACUUGGUACCUACCUCCUGAUGGGCCCCCGCCGUCUGCGGGUGCGUGUGGCGCGCCCCUCUGUCUACUUCGUCCCUCGGUUCUGGCCUGCGAGCGAGAACACGACAGAGGGGUGGCGGCAGGCCGUGGCCGAGGCGAAGAAGCAGACCGAGCUGGAGUACUGUCGUGAAGCCGACAAGAACAACCUCGCCGUCUUCGUCGUGAUCGGCACCAAGUUCCGGCUCCUGCACGUGACCGAGCAUUCGAAGCUACCGACAAUGAAGAAGGGGCCGCGGGAUCCUUUCACGUUCAACCUGGAGCGUGAUAAAAACGCGGCUGGUGGGGACACGGAGCCGCCGUGGCAGCACUGCAAACGCAUGGAGCCCUAA
Molecule: messenger RNA, 1545 nt
Organism: Fonsecaea monophora
Lineage: Eukaryota; Fungi; Ascomycota; Eurotiomycetes; Chaetothyriales; Herpotrichiellaceae
Exons: 5
Coding region: 1-1545 (514 amino acids)
Source: RefSeq, a predicted model, not a curated record